AUGAAUCUUCUCGGAUGUUUGCUUUUCAGUCUGUAUCGUGUGCACGCACCGUGUUUUAGGUUUGAUUCCCGUCCUUACUACUGGAACAGCGAACUCCAAACGCCAACUGAGGAAUUUCCUGUACAAUGCGUGAACAAGAUCGACCCUCAGGAUCCGCAAUUUGGUCGAGUGUACUACGAGAACGAUACUCGACCAACGGAGAUCGCUUAUGCAUGUCCCGAAGGGGACUACUGUUGUGGGUAUGACUGCUGUCAGGAGGGUACCUUCUUCACCAGCCUUUUCAUCUUAAAAAAUCAAUUCUAUCGAAGUCAAUGUUACAGCCGACUUCUCGUGCUGAUCCUCGUUCUUUCCGUGAUCGGCGUUUUCUGCAUUGAAGCCAUCAGAUGGGGUCUUAACUGUAUGUACAUGUGUAAAUAUGGCCAUCCACGGGAAUGUGAACCGCUCAGCAUAUAA
Messenger RNA from Strongylus vulgaris, 453 nucleotides. Lineage: Eukaryota; Metazoa; Nematoda; Chromadorea; Rhabditida; Strongylidae. The record is from the annotation of a GenBank genome assembly.